Molecule: messenger RNA, 3033 nt
Organism: Radiomyces spectabilis
Lineage: Eukaryota; Fungi; Mucoromycota; Mucoromycetes; Mucorales; Radiomycetaceae
Product: plasma-membrane proton-efflux P-type ATPase
Exons: 6
Coding region: 245-2989 (914 amino acids)
Biological process (GO): proton export across plasma membrane; regulation of intracellular pH
Cellular component (GO): plasma membrane
Molecular function (GO): ATP binding; P-type proton-exporting transporter activity; ATP hydrolysis activity
Source: RefSeq, a predicted model, not a curated record
GAUUGGAUCAACUACCAUGGUUUCAAAACACAAUAGGGCAAAAAUAGACAGAUGAUUCAAUAAUUUUAUUUGCAAUAUCUGUUUCGAGAAUUAGUACAACGAUUUAUGCUUUUUGAUGCACUUCAUUUUUUGUCGCCGAUGAUGCAGUCACAGCAAAGGGCAGAAAACUAAGCCCAAAAAGGGCAGUUCAUUGGCUUGGCUCUUCAGCCUCGUCUCUUCUUUUUCUUGUCAUUGCCGGCUAAUCAUGGGAUUUCGGCAUGCAAAUGAUCCUGAAGAUAUCACUAACCAAUAUGCCGCCGCCAACGAAGAAGCGGUUCCAUUAACCAUCUCCGUCAACCGACGAGAUGAAAAACGAGAUUGGUUGGACGAAGUGUCGCCCGAACUGGAACCGUACCUGAACACCCCGCCUACCCAAGGAUUAACCGACGAACAAGUCGCUGAACGCUUGGCCCGCUUUGGAAGAAACGAACUACCCGAUAUCAAGCGAAAUAAGCUGUUGCAUUUUUUAUCCUUUUUCAACGGAGCCAUUGCGUAUUUGAUGGAAAUCUCCAUUAUUUUGACAGCCAUUACUCAAGAUUGGAUCGAUUUUGGGAUUAUCUUGGGGAUGCUGAUUAUCAACGCUGUUAUUGGAUACGUAGAGGAAGCGAGAGCCGAUUCGGCUGUGGCGGCCCUGAAAGGCUCGCUCGCGUUGAAAACCCGAUGUUGGCGUUCCAACCAAUUGCAACAAGUCCCUGCCGCUGACCUAGUAGUGGGAGACAUUCUGGUCCUCCGAUUAGGUGAUAUUGUGCCUGCGGAUGCGCGAUUGCUGGGCUUAGCCCCGACCGGUGAACCCACCGAAACGGAGUUACAAGUGGACCAAAGUGCAUUGACCGGCGAAUCGUUACCGGUGAAAAAACGAGCUGGCGAUAUUGUCUACUCUUCCUGCAUAGUGAAGCAAGGCCAUCAAUUGGCGAUUGUUAUACGUACGGGGCCUCAUUCAUUUAUCGGUCGAGCCGCCAGUUUAAUGACCGUCACUACCAACGCCGGCAAUUUUCAGAAAGUCAUCAACUACAUUGGCAACUUCCUGAUUAUCGCCUCGGUGGCUCUCGUCGCCAUUAUUUUUAUCUUUGAUCUGGUAGAGCAAAAGUUGCAAACAGGCACGGUAACCACGGAACAUGUCAUGGAAGCUUUGAAUGAAAUGGUUGUCUUGACCAUUGCUGCUAUUCCUGUAGGGUUACCUACCGUCAUGUCUGUUACGAUGGCUAUUGGUGCGAAGCAGUUGGCAAAGCGACAAGUGGUUGUUAAACGAUUGACGGCCGUGGAAGAAUUGGCAUCGGUGUCCAUUUUGUGCAGCGAUAAGACGGGCACCUUGACUCUGAACGAACUCACGUUUGAUGAACCUCAUGUUGUUCCUCCGUUUACAAAGAAGGAGAUCCUGAUGUAUGCCUUUUUGGCAUCGGAAAUUGGGACCAGCGAUCCCAUUGAAUCGGCUAUUCGGUCAGCCGCCGAAAGGGCCCUUCCCGGAAUUUCGGCCGAUCAACAGGUGGAAGGCUAUAGUGUCAAGGAUUUCGUCCCAUUCAAUCCUGUGGAUAAAAUGUCUCAGGCGACGGUGCAUGAAUCGUCUACAGGCAACGUAUUCCGUGUUGCAAAAGGGGCGCCUCAAGUGAUUCUUCAGCUUGUGGGCGGCCGUUCAGAUAUGGAAGAAUUGGUCGAAUCUCAAGCUGCACGCGGGUUGCGAUCGCUUGGGGUUGCGCGGACGAGACCUGGGACGUUGGAUGAAUGGGAACUGUUGGGCAUGCUUUCGAUGAUUGAUCCUCCACGGUACGAUUCCGCCGCGACGAUUAGUGAAUGCAGUAAAUAUGGCAUCACGGUAAAAAUGAUGACGGGUGACCAAGAAUCCAUUGCCAAGGAAGUGGCAGGCCGUCUAGGCAUGGGACAGAGGAUUUUGAAUGCACAGUACCUUGUGGACACUGAAAGAUCGGAAGCGGAGGUCACAGAACAAUGUAUGAUGGCGGACGGAUUUGCAUGCAUGAUUCCAGAGCACAAGUACAAGGUGGUGGAAUUGCUUCAAAAUCGAGGAUUUUAUGUGGCAAUGACAGGAGACGGUGUGAACGAUGCUGCUGCACUGAAAAAGGCGAACGUUGGUAUUGCCGUUCACGGAAGCACGGAUGCUGCCCGAGCUGCUUCAGACAUUGUACUUAUGGCGCCCGGAUUAUCAGCGAUUAUUGAUGGCAUCAAGACGUCGCGUGUCAUAUUUCAGCGAUUACAUUCGUACGCUUUGUACCGUAUCACAUCGACCAUUCACUUUCUUCUAUUCUUCUUUAUUGUGACCUUGGCGGAAGAGUGGAAGAUGCCACCUGUUUUCCUAAUUUUGAUCUCGGUGUUGAACGACGCAGCAACCUUGAUCAUGGCGGUGGACAAUGUCGCCAUUUCUCCACGACCUGACCUGUGGCGCUUACGUCUCUUGAUCUGCUUAUCGUGCAUUUUGGCCCUUCUGUUGGCAGGAUUUUCGUUUGCCCAUUUUUACGUUUUCAGAGACGUACUGCAUGCCACGCCGGAGGAACUCAAUACCAUCAUGUAUCUCCACAUUUCAUCCGCUCCUCAUUUUGUUAUUUUCUCCACUCGCAUCGAUACCUUUUUCUGGCGCAAAAUGCCGUCGUGGCCUUUUACUGCGGUGGUGCUUGGUACUCAGGUAGUGGCUCUCAUUCUUUCGGUUUACGGCAUAUUUGGACAAGUCCCGAAUGUCGCUCCCAUUGGCUGGCCUCGAGCGUUGAUCAUUCUGGCCAUCUCUUUGGGCACGUUUGUGGUUGUCGAUAUCUUGAAAGUCAUUACCAUCCAGCUGUGGAAUCGUUGGACGUUGGCCCCUUCGCGUUCUUCCACCAGCGUACCAACGAAAAAGUCUUCAAAGAGUCGCGCUCAGAUCUUUAUGCAAAAUCAAGAAUACAGAUCGCGUACUGGAUAUGACCGAGCGGAACGAAGAGAUUCCAUCAGCUCGGUGCAAUCGUAUUAAAAAAAUUGUGUGUUCCAAAUCCCCUUGUACUAUUUAUUUACCCA